This is a messenger RNA of Electrophorus electricus (electric eel), 1991 nucleotides long. RefSeq names its product DnaJ (Hsp40) homolog, subfamily C, member 3a (gene dnajc3a). The record is from RefSeq and is a predicted model, not a curated record. NCBI's taxonomy places the organism in Eukaryota, Metazoa, Chordata, Actinopteri, Gymnotiformes, Gymnotidae. Gene Ontology annotation, biological process: protein folding in endoplasmic reticulum. Gene Ontology annotation, molecular function: protein-folding chaperone binding; misfolded protein binding. Gene Ontology annotation, cellular component: endoplasmic reticulum.
CCUGUAGCGCAGAGCAAAAUAUAGGCGAAAGCUCAUAUAACGAGGGUAACGGGGAAAAAGAAAAUAUGGUCACAGUAACGCCAGUCGUGCACAAAUUGAUAAGCUAUGUCCCAUUUGUGUUCGUUUUGCUCGAUCUUCGAUAUGAAGGGGUGAUAUGCGGAAAAGAUAACAGCGUUGAGAACCACCUGGAGAUGGGAAAGAAGCUUCUCGCUGCCGGACAGCUGGCCGACGCGCUUUCGCAUUUCCACGCAGCUGUGGACGGAGACCCCAAGAGCUACGUGGCUUACUAUAGGAGAGCCACGGUCUACUUGGCCAUGGGAAAAUCAAAAUCCGCGCUACCCGAUCUCACCAAAGUUAUCGAACUUAAGCCCGAUUUCACGUCGGCAAGACUUCAAAGAGGGAACCUACUUCUGAAGCAGGGGAGGCUGGAUGAGGCGGAGGGUGAUUUCAAGAAAGUGCUGAAGUCCAGUCCCAGCAGCAGAGAGGAGCAGGAAGCCCAGAGCCAGCUGAAGAAAUCAGACGAAAUCCAAAGGCUGGUGACGCAGGCCCGUAGUGAUUUUGGCCAUGAGGACUACAGCUCAGCAGCAUCGCACCUAGACACCAUCAUCGACACGUGCGUGUGGGACGUGGACUCCCGGGAGCUGCGGGCUGAGUGCUUCAUUCAGAUGAGGGAGAUGGGCAAAGCCAUCAGCGACCUCAAAGCUGCCUCCAAGUUGAGGAAUGACAACACUCAGGCCUUCUACAAGCUCAGCACCAUCUAUUAUAACCUAGGAGACCACGAGAUGUCCCUCAGCGAGGUGCGAGAGUGUCUGAAGCUGGACCCCGACCACAAGCAGUGCUUCAGCCACUACAAGCAGGUGAAGAAGCUCAACAAGCAGAUCAUGUCGGCAGAGGAGCUAAUCCAGCAGCAGAGGUAUGGCGAUGCAGUGAGUAAAUACGAGGCUGUUAUGAAGACGGAACCAGACGUGCCCCAGUACACAUUCCUUGCCAAAGAGCGCAUUUGCCACUGUCUUUCUAAGGAUCAGCAGGGUGCUAAAGCUAUCCCAGUGUGCAGUGAGGUACUGCAGUCAGACCCGCAGAACGGGAAUGUCCUGAAGGACCGGGCGGAAGCCUACCUCCAAGAUGAGCAGUAUGAAGAAGCCAUUAAGGGCUUUGAGAGUGCCAAAGAGUUCAGCGAGAACGACCGGGAGGUGAUUGAGGGCUUGGAGAGAGCCCAGCGUCUCCUCAAACAGUCCCAGAAGAGAGACUACUACAAGAUCCUUGGCGUGAAGAGGACAGCCCAGAAGAAGGAAAUCAUCAAAGCCUACAGGAAGCUGGCUCAGCAGUGGCACCCAGACAAUUUCCAGGACCCUGAAGACAAGAAGAAGGCAGAAAAGAAAUUCAUAGACAUUGCACAGGCCAAGGAAGUGCUCACUGACCCAGAGAUGAGGAGCAAAUUCGACCAGGGCGAGGACCCUCUGGAUCCGGAGAGCCAGCAGGGAGGUGGUCACCACCACUUCCAUGGAGCCUGGGAGAGCUUCCAGGGCUUUAACCCGUUCGGCUCUGGACCCUUCAGCUUCAAAUUCAACUUCAAUUGAGCCCAGCCUGGAGGAGGGCAGGUCGGCCUGGCCCGAACCGGACACGUGUUCGGGUGCCAGUUCCCUCUGGUGACGCUAAUUGACACUAAAUGUCACUGUGGCUACAGCUACUGCUGUGGCAUUGAGAUGUGUCCCACGCUGUUACAGUCAUCUAUCCUGGGGUGGAUGGAUAGCCCCCCCAUCCGUAUUAUUUACAUCCGUCAGCGGUGUUAUUUAAAGCGACUCCUUUUUUUGCCUUCUUCAGGGAUCUUAUGAUUGUGGGGUUCAUUCCAAAGCAACCACUACGCACAUGUGGUGACCUUUGAUCCAUUCCUGAGACCAUCUUGUACAUAUAAUAUGGCACUAUUUUUCUAUAAAUUAAGCAAUGCUGCCUUGUAAAUACAGAAAUAAAGAGAUGAUUGUCUAUUUAAUUAA